AACCCCAUUCCCGUCGCCAUUCCUCUCACCCCUCUCAUCGCCCACUAUGCUAUCCUCGAGUUCGCCAAAUCGCCCACCCGUCUCCCUUUCCGUCGCGCGUCACGUCGCCAUCUCGUCGCCCGUCCCAUCGCCCUCUUCGUCGCCCUCUCUCCCCUCCUCUCCUCCCGUCGGCCUCUCUCUUGCCCCUCCCUACCGAUCGCCCUCCCGUCGCUCGCCCCGUCGCGCUCUCUCUCUCCGCUCCCUUCCCGUCACCCUCUCUCUCGCCCCUCCCUUCCCGUCGCGCUCUCUCUCUUCGCGCCCUUCCCGUCGCCCUCUCUCUCGCCCCUCCCUUCCCAUCGCUCUCUCUCUCUCCGCUCCGCCCUCUCUCUCGCUCCUCCUUCGAAUCGCGCUCUCUCUCCACUCCCUUCCCGUCGGCCUCUCUCUCCGCUCCCUUCCCGUCGCACUCUCUCUCUCCGCUCCCUUCCCCUCGCCCUCUCUCUCGCCCCUCCCUUCCCGUCGCGCUCUCUCUCUCUCUGCUCCCUUCCCGUCGCCCUCUCUCUCGCCCCUCCCUUCCCGUCGCGCUCUCUCUCUCCGAUCCCUUCCCAUCGCCCUCUCUCUCGCCCCUCCCUUCUCGUCGCGAUCUCUCUCUUCGCUCCCUUCCCGUCGCCCUCUCUCUCGCCCCUCCUACCCGUCGCGCUCUCUCUCUCCGCGCCCUUCCUGUCGCCCUCUCUCUCACCCCUCACUUCCCAUCGCGUUCUCUCUCUUCGCUCCGCCCUCUCUCUCGCUCCUCCCUUCGAAUCGCGCUCUCUCUCCGCUCCCUUCCCGUCGCGCUCUCUCUCUCCGCUCCCUUCCCAUUGCCCUCUCUCUUUCGGCACCCUUCCCAUCCUCCCUGA
Molecule: messenger RNA, 872 nt
Organism: Closterium sp. NIES-65
Lineage: Eukaryota; Viridiplantae; Streptophyta; Zygnematophyceae; Desmidiales; Closteriaceae
Source: the annotation of a GenBank genome assembly